Sphaerodactylus townsendi is the source of this 6557-nucleotide messenger RNA. It is a transcript of the gene COLEC12, whose product is annotated as collectin subfamily member 12. Gene Ontology annotation, molecular function: signaling receptor activity. Lineage: Eukaryota; Metazoa; Chordata; Lepidosauria; Squamata; Sphaerodactylidae. The record is from RefSeq and is a predicted model, not a curated record. Bases 618 to 2837 code for a protein of 739 amino acids. The transcript is spliced from 10 exons.
CACCUAUGACUGCGAGCGUGCCAAAAAUGCGUUCGCCUCCCGCAAGCAGGCCUCCUGAGGAGCCGCCGCCGCCGCCGCCGGAGAAGAGCCAGCCCCGCGUCGAGCAGGCGAGGGAGGCUGCGCUCAGGAAUUCUCGCUUCGCAGGGCAGUCUGGAGGGCUGGGGAGGCUGCGGCGCGCCUAGCGGAGUGAAGGAACUCCCCGGCAGAACUUCUCAUUCAAACUUCGCCCGGGGGUUUAUUAUUGCAGCGUCUUCCCUGUAGCCCAAAUCGUGAAGGGGGCGGGGGAAUCGGGGAGGGGGGGGGGAGAGAGAGAUCUGUAAAGCCAGCAGCUUGCUCUCCUUUGCUCUCCCGGAGCAGAGAAAGGAGGGGCAGAGGCUGGUCGUGUGAGUUCAGGCCAGUGGAAAGAGUGGAAAGUUGCAAUCUCUGGGGCAGCUGAGCUGAGAGGGAGAAAGAGACCGGCCGACCUCGGUGCUACAACCAGCCUGCCCAGAACUUCGUCCUUCUACUGAUCAGAAACUCCCGGACGCCUGGCAUGAAAGUCGACUGAGGGAGCGCUGCAACAAACUUCACCUCUCCGGAUACUGCCAGUUUCCUAUGUGGCUGUUUUGUGGGGCAACAUGAAAGACGACUUUGCCGAAGAGGAGGAAGUCCAGUCCUUUGGUUAUAAGAGGUUUGGUAUUCAGGAAGGGACACAAUGCACCAAGUGUAAAAGUAACUGGGCCUUGAAGUUUUCCAUCAUACUAUUGUAUAUAUUAUGUGCCUUGCUGACAAUAACAGUCGCCAUUCUGGGAUACAAAGUUGUAGAAAAAAUGGACAAUGCUGCUGGUGGCAUGAAUACAUCACACAGCCUAUACAACGAGAAACUUUCAAAAGUGGAAAGUCGCUUGAAGAACCUGGGUAAUGAAACAGAUGAAAAAGCCCAGAACAUCAAUACAGAACUUUCAAACUUCAGAGCUGAUAUCCUGGCCCUGCAUCAACAACUCCAUGAGAUUUCAGAGAAAACUGCAAGGAACAAAGAUACACUGGAAAAGUUACAGGAAUCUGGAAGUGUGUUAGAUAAUAGACAGACCCAAAUGAAAGGUGUUUUGGAUAGCAACUCCUUCAUGAUCCUCAAUGUCAACAAAACUCUUCAGGUCUACAAUGGCUACAUCAGUGAGCUCCAGCAAGACCAGAAUAACAUUCAGACAAAUUUGCAAAGCCAAGCACAUUCACACAGUGUAGUCAUCAUGAAUCUAAACAACCUGAACCAAACGCAAGUCCAGCAAAGAGAUCUUAUCAGUGCUUUGCAGAGAUCUGUGGAUGAUACCAGUCAAGCUAUACAAAGAAUAAAAAGUGACUUUCAAAAUCUUCAGCAGGUUGCCCUCCAAGCACGGAAGGAUACUGAUUGGCUUAAAGAGAAAGUACAGAAUUUGCAGCUGUUGGCAGCCAACAAUUCAGCCUUGGCCAAAGCGAAUAAUGAUUCACUUGAGGAUAUGAGCAGUCAGCUAAGUUCAUUUAGUGGGCAGAUGGACAACAUCACUACUAUUGCACAAGCUAAUGAUCAAACCCUGAAGGAUCUCCAAGAGCGCCAUAAAAAGUAUGAAAAUGGAACAGCUGCCAAGUUUAACCAGCAAGAAGAACGAUUUCAGAACUUUGAGACCGAUAUCGUCAACAUCAUUAGCAAUAUUAGUUAUACUGCCCAUCAUCUGAGGACAUUAACUAGCAACCUCAAUGAGGUCAGGACAACAUGCACAGAAACUCUUAGUAAACACACAGAAGAGCUGACUUUUAUGAACAACACAUUAGCAGAUAUUCGUCUGGAUGCUACAGGCCUCAAGAUGCAGCAGGAUGUGAUGAGGGCAAGAUUAGAUACAGAAGUUGCCAAUUUAUCAAUAAUAAUGGAAGAAAUGAAACUAGUCGAUUCCAAGCAUGGCCAGCUCAUUAAAAAUUUCACCAUCCUGCAAGGCCCUCCGGGCCCAAGAGGUUCCAAGGGUGACAGAGGACUCAUAGGUCCUAUGGGACUUCCUGGAUCCAAAGGACAAAAAGGAGAGAAAGGUGAGCCAGGACCACCAGGACAGCAAGGUGAAAAAGGACCAACUGGACCAAUUGGACCACCAGGUGAAAAAGGUGGGAAAGGUUCUAGAGGUUUUCCUGGAUCCAAAGGCCAAAGAGGUUCACCUGGAAAGACAGGACUUCCAGGACCUAGUGGAGAUCCAGGACCACCUGGAAUAGCUGGAAAAGACGGCCCACCAGGCCCUCCUGGUCCACCUGGACUCCCCGGGCUUCAAGGAGCUGUUGGCGUACCAGGAGUACACGGUCUUCGUGGAUUACCUGGCCUGCCUGGAAUGCGAGGUCCACCAGGACCACCAGGACCUCCUGGGCUACCAGGUCCAGGCAUGCCUAUGGCACUUCAAAGUGUGACAACAUCAGCUCCUGAAGCUAAUGGUUGUCCUGUUAACUGGAAGAAUUUUACUGGCAACUGUUAUUACUUUUCAUCAGAAAGAGACAUUUUUGAAGGUGCAAAACAUUCCUGUGAAGAAACAUCCUCACAUUUGGUUUUCAUAAACAGCAAAGAUGAGCAGCAAUGGCUAAAAAAACAGAUAGCUGGAAAAGGCAGCUUCUGGAUUGGCCUCACAGACUUAGAGAGGGAAGAUGAAUGGCAAUGGCUGGAUGGAACUUCACCAGAAUAUACAAACUGGAAGGCUGGGCAGCCUGAUAACUGGAACCACGGGCAUGGGCCAGGUGAAGAUUGUGCUGGAUUGAUCCAUGCUGGGCUGUGGAAUGACUUUCACUGUCAAGAUGUUAACAGUUUUAUUUGUGAAAAAGAAAUGGACAAAGCUCAGCCUUCAGGAUUGUAACAGGCUGUGGACUUCAAGAUGAAAAUGACUAUUUCUUUAAAGACAAAAAAAAAAUCCUCUGGGAGUGAAUCAUCACCUGACCAAAAGAGGGAGCACUGAGAACUGGUUUUGAUGGGCAAAAAGUCACCUGCACAGACUGUCCUCGUCUUCUUAUUUUUCAGGGGCUUUAGAACCUGUUGCACAAGAGCAUUGAUUGGAAAUGCAAUUGGACUGAACCAGCUGUCAAUCCUCUUCAACCGUAAAUAGCACAGAUACAAAAAAAGUGUGUUCUGGUCAGAAAUGGACGUUGCCAAGCUGGCUACAAAUCAUGACUUUUCCACUGUAGUAAAAUAAUAUGAAACUACUGCAUACACACAAAAUCCACUUCAUAAAAUCCCAGUAUAGGCAAAUUAUAUAAAUAUACCUUUAUAAAUAUAUAUAAAUUUUAUAUAUAAAUAUAUACAGUCCAAGUCUGAUCAGUAAUAUAGAAUAUACUUUUAAAAGCUUUUAAAUUUUUGUAUUUUUAUACAAAAUGUUUGCCUAUUACAUUGGGGGGUUUUAACUGCCUUUUUUUAAAAAAAUGAAGUGCAAAAAGGCCAAAGAAAAUAGCACUGAUGCUAUUUUUCAUUCACCAGAAAUGAUUGUCCGGUACAACUCUUGUCCACUAUAGAAACAUGUUUUUAGUUUUAAAUCACUCUAAUUUAAAUGACUUUGAAGAUGGUUUGGGGUAACAUAUGUAGUAUUUUAUGUAAAAGGGCACUGGUGGGAGUGAUUCAAAUAAUAGUUAAGCUGUAGGCCUCAAAUCUCUCUCUUUUUUUUUUCUUGGUUCAUCUCAUCUAUGGAAUGAUUGCAGCAUAAGCCGUGUAGGGAGAUGUCCUCAGGAGUAGCUGGUGGUGCUCUGACUGCAAGGAUGAAGGGCUGCAUUUGAUAUGCUUCUCCUCUGCCAGAGCAGCAUGCUGCUUGAUUGUGGUGCCAACGAAUGGGAGCUCAGAAUCAAAGAAGAGAUUUCCUGACGUUGCGUGUAACUUACCUGCAGUGGCACGUCCCCCAGUUUAAUUGUUUUAACCCACGAGAGCUUCCAAAGGGGAACAGAGCCGCUGCGGUAAUGCUUAUGCUUUCCUUUCCAGGCAUUUUUUGGCUACAAGGCUGGUUUCUUUCGCUUGUAGGGAAGAGACCAUUGGGGAAAAGAUUAACCACCCCCCUACACACACACCUGGUGUCACUGUCCCAUUCUUGAUUGCUGAUUCUAAGAAACAUUUUGAGGUUGGGGGGAAGUAAUACACAUCUGCAUACAACUUCUAAUUAUGUCCCGAACUGACACAAAUUAAGGCUUCCUACAACAAUGUUCUGCAUAGAAUUAGGUUUAAAUCAAAAUAAAAGACAGGUAAUACAUUUUGACAUUUUGUGAAAUGUAGAAUGUACCGUACAAAUGUCUGAGUAUAUAAUACAAGCUCCAGCUUGUAUUAAAGGAUGUGUUUAAUUCCAAGGAGGGAAAAAUGUUCAUUGACUUCAUCCAGACAUAAUAGUUUAAGAUAAUGUGCCUUCUAUCCAAGAGUGAAAAUGAACUUAGUCACCUAAGAAAUUUGAAUUUGGUUACCUACCGAACACCAAGACUAGCUUUAAAAAAUACACACAAUCCUGAUGCAUGUAGUGCUUUCAUAUGGACUGACUUCCUUUAUUCACCUGAGGGUGGUGUUGAGAUGCAAAGAAGAUGUGGAAUUUCCCUGUCACUGUAGUGAAUGGGAAAACACUUGUCUGUACAGAUGUUACAUUUAAGAACUGGAGCUCCUGUUUGCAUAAAGAAGACCGCUCAUCCCAGGGCUGGAUAAGUGCAUCUGAUAAAACAUCUUUAAAAGUAGGUUUGCUUAGGCUAUUAUCCUUAUUUUUUUCCUUUUGCCUUCAUUAAAAGCAAAUAAAAGUAAGAAUAAAUAAGGAUGUUUUCAAGAACAUGUCCCUACUACUGAACAAGAUAUCCAGAAUGGCCCUCUACCCCUGGUUAUUAUUUCAGCAUCCCGAAAUAGAAAGUUAUAGCUAAUAACUGUUAUUUCUGAUAAGGAAAUUCUCUUCCUGCAGAAGAGGCUUGGAACAGGCUGGUCACAUGAGCAGAAACUCUGUCUGUGGGAGGAAAGUUACAUUAUUAGUUGAAUGUCAUCACUAGAUAAAAUCAAGAUUUUUUAAAAAAAACAAACAUUUUAGAUUGUUACAAUCUGAGAAAUUCUGAGAAGUUGUGAUGCCAUUAAUUGGCAGUUUCCUUUUCUGAAAGAGCUGCUUGCAGCCCCAACAAAAUUAAUUAGAACUUUCAGAUUGAAUAUUCAUGAUACUAUAGGAGUGAUCCGAAGUGAGCCUAUUCAGAAGUAAGCGCAAUAUUAUUCAAUGAGGCUUACUCCUAGGAAAGUGGAAUUUCAACCAAUGCUGCUGAGGUAAACAAAUCUUCCUAUUCUCCUAGUACAAGAAAGUAGCCUUUGAGAUAUUUGAAUCUAAAUUUCCCAUUUUCUGCAGUGAGUCUAAUUCCCUGUUCUUUAUUACCUGUGUUGUUUUCUUAAUCUACUUUGGAUUUAGGGUUAAUUCUGCCAUUUCAUAUUUAAAAUGUUUGAGCAAUGAUGCAACAGUAGUCUUAAAUAUGCUUUUUAUUUUUACAUAUUUAUUUUUAAAAUAUAGACUCCAAUAAGGAGGUGGUUUGAGGGAUAGACUGUAUAUGAGUAAGAAAAUAUAUUUUUAGAUACCUUUGAGUGGAAGUCAGAACUCUCAUAUGAAAGAUAAGGAAUUUUUGGGUUACUCCAAUCCAACACCACUUAUUUCAAUUAGCUUACACUAGAGUAACUCUAUAUAAUUGAACGAUAGGAGUCCAGGUUAUGGUUGAGAAGUAAAUGGUGGUGCCAAUGUUGAUGAAACUCAGCAAGCUUGCCCCUGGUCAGUGCCUUCAGUGGAUGCUGUGUUGGGUUCCAAGACAGAAAAGAGAUGGAAUAUAUAUGUGACAUUCAAACAAAGAGCUUGCUGCCUAGAACAGAAAGGAAUACAGGAUUGUGCAUUACUUGAAUGCAGAAACGGAGAAGUGGAUGGAAAUUAUGCCAAUAUUCAUUUUGCCAACCUUUAUAUCUUCAGGAAUGAUGUCUGUACAUGCUAAUAGAAAUUGAGACUGAUUACAUAAAGAGAUUAGACACUCCUAUGACAAAAAAUAAAGUUAAAAGAGGCACUUUGAUACUCUGAGGUGUCAAACUUGCGGCCCUCCAGAUGUUAUGGACUACAGUUCCCAUCAUCCCCUGCCAGCAUCAUGCUGGCAGGGGAUGAUGGGAAGUGUAGUCCAUAACAUCUGGAGGGCCGCGAGUUUGACAACUAUGCAUUUAGUAGUCCAACAAAACCCACUAUUUGGGAUGUGAAAUUCACAUGGCAUAAUGUUCAGCAGCUUGUCAAUUUCCCUAUGCUGCUACAAUUCCCCUAUGCUGCUACCAAGCUACCAAGAAGGAUUUGUGGGGUUUGCAGUUAAAAUAGCAGACCCAUGUCUUGACAGGAUGCACACGAAGAACCUGCCACAAGAGCAGCUUCCCUGUUAGGUGCUUUUUUUGUGUGUCAGUUUGGAUCAUUUGAUACCCUCCAUUGCUUAUUGAGUAGGGUCCAUAGAAAGAAAGGCUGUUGUAAACAAAUUCAAAUUUCUUUUCUUUGUCAAAUAUCUAAUUCCUUCUGGUACAGUGAAACAAACGUUUCUAUGUGUUUUCAUAAUAAAGUAUGGUUAAUUUUCCAGAA